Molecule: messenger RNA, 1752 nt
Organism: Leptonychotes weddellii (Weddell seal)
Lineage: Eukaryota; Metazoa; Chordata; Mammalia; Carnivora; Phocidae
Source: RefSeq, a predicted model, not a curated record
AUGCUUUUGUUGUUGCAGGCAGACAUCUGGUCCCUGGGCAUAACAGCCAUCGAGCUCGCAAAAGGGGAGCCCCCUCAUUCCGAGCUGCAUCCCAUGAAGGUUUUAUUCCUCAUUCCAAAGAACAACCCCCCCACGCUGGAAGGAAACUACAGCAAACCCCUCAAGGAGUUUGUUGAAGCCUGUUUGAAUAAGGAGCCAAGCUUUAGACCCACCGCUAAGGAGUUACUGAAGCACAAGUUUAUAAUACGCAAUGCAAAGAAAACAUCCUACUUGACUGAGCUCAUCGACAGGUACAAGAGAUGGAAGGCCGAGCAGAGCCACGAAGACUCCGGCUCUGAAGACUCAGACACGGAAACGGAUACGGACAGCCAGGCCUCUGGAGGCAGCGACUCUGGGGACUGGAUCUUCACUAUCCGAGAGAAAGAUCCAAAGAGUCUUGAGAAUGGAGCUCUUCAGCCUUCAGACUUAGAAAGAAAUAAGAUGAAAGACAUCCCAAAGAGGCCUUUCUCUCAGUGUUUAUCUACAAUUAUUUCUCCUCUGUUUGCAGAGCUGAAGGAGAAGAGCCAGGCGUGCGGAGGUAACAUGGGCUCCAUAGAGGAGCUGCGAGGGGCCAUCUACCUGGCGGAAGAGGCCUGCCCGGGGAUCUCGGACACCAUGGUGGCCCAGCUCAUCCAGCGGCUGCAGAGAUACUCUCUAAGUGGUGGAGGAACUUCAACCCACUGAAAUUCCUUUGGCAUUUGGGGUUUUGUUUUUUUUUCUUCAUCCUCCUCCUCCUCCGAAAACGUCCACGAGAGCCUUUGCUGACCCCGCUGCCGCGGUGUGCCAUCCAGGGGCCCCCCCCGCCCCGCCCCCCCGGCCGCGGGUGCCCACCGGCCCCGGGUCGCGCGGCCCUCCCUCGCCGGCCUCUGCCCGACGGACACGCUCAGUGGGGUGGGGAGGGUCGGCUCCUGCAAGCGAUCAUUUUAUUUUCUUGUUCUUGUUUUUUAAUUUUAGCCGUUGUGCACAUAUCAAGGAAAGUGUCUUUAAAAACAAAAACAAACCCUGAAAUGUAUAUUUGGGAUCAUGACAAGGCAACUGAAGAAAUGAAAUCUCAGGUACCCUGCUUUAAGUGGGUGACUCCCCCCCCGCGGGAGACGGAGAAUCGCUCUGGUGGGUCAGUGUACAGAUUUGUAUAUAGUGUCAUUUUUACGGAAACCCUUUUGGCGUGCAUAAGGAAUCACUGUGUACAAAUUGGCCACGUGCUUCUGUAGAUAAUGUCAGUGGAGUAAAUAUUUGACAGGCCAUAACUUGAGUCUAUUGCCUUGCCUUUAUUACGUGUAAAUUUUGAAUUCUGUGAUCAGUGAUUUGGGUUUUAUUUUGUAUUUGCAGGGUUUGCCGUUAAUACUCCUUCAUGCCCCUCUUACGGAACACUCCUCUUUGUACCUCCGCAAAUGCCCGUCCCCCUCUUGUUUGCCCGGCGGCCCUUUGGGUACACGCACAGGUUGAUUUCCUUUCAUUUGAUGGUACUAUUUCUUAGUGUUUUGAAUUGGAACAUAUCUUGCCUCAUGAAGCUUUAAAUUAUUAUUUUAAGUUUCUCCCCGAUGAAGUGCUCUCGUCUUAACGUUUGUUUGGAAUCGUACCACUGCUGGCCCCACGCCCACCUCCCGUCCUUCCCAGUAGGACUUCUGUCGCGCUCAUAGUGAAACCCGCGUGUCAUCUUGCCCACCUAAAAAUGUCUGAAUGCUUACACGAAUAAAUUUUAUAACACACUUA